AUGCCACCAACCCAUUCUCAUUCAAUUGCUCAAUAUGCCAAUUUUUCUCAAACUAUUCAAAUGCUUGUUGAUAUGGGUGUGGAUUUAUUUGAGUCCACACAAUAUGAUCCUCGUCUCGGCCAAGCACUUGUCCGUCUAGAUUGGGAACGUGAUGUCAAACCAAAAAUUUAUUGGUUACAUAAAAGUAUUGGGUUUUCACCUGAUGAUUUGGCUAAUUAUUUAUCUCGCAAUCCUUAUUUUUUGUUACAAAAGCAGGAACAUUUAAAUGCUCAUCUAAAUUACUUAAAUUAUCGCCGGUUUACAUUUCCUCAAAUACGAAAAAUUGUAUUAGAAUCGAGAUAUUGGCUUAAUGAUUCAGUUGAAAGGCUUGAUGCCCGUUUGGGUUGGUUACACAGACAAUUUCUACUUCCUUCUAAACAAUUGAGGCUUGUUGUAGUUAAAGAACCCAAAAUUAUUGCAUUUGGAAUUGGCCGAAUUUCUGGAAUUGUUCGUUCAUUAAAUAUUCAAUGUGGAUUUUCUCAAAAAGAUUUACGUUUAAUGCUUGUAGCAGAUCCCCGUUUAUUUAUUUGUGAUAUAAAUAGAAUGCUUGUUUCUUAUAAUUAUUUGGCUUAUGUUAUGAAAAUAGAAAAUGAACAAAUUGGUUUGGGUUUUUAA
Molecule: messenger RNA, 654 nt
Organism: Meloidogyne enterolobii
Lineage: Eukaryota; Metazoa; Nematoda; Chromadorea; Rhabditida; Meloidogynidae
Source: the annotation of a GenBank genome assembly